AUGUCACAACAACAAAGAAUAUCAGAAUCACCUGCCUCACAAGGCAGUGAGGAGAUAGAGACAGACACCAAAUGUGUCUUAACUGUGAACCAGUUCAGCAAACACAGUUUGUCAUGCGACAGUAAGCGUCUUUCUGCCUUGGUGUUUGGGUCAUUUCAGCCUCGACAUGUCCCCUUGCUGAAACUGAUGGUGUGCUGUGUCAAUGACACCCGAAAUGAGGUCGAGAAUGUGAAAUUUAAAGCUAAGGAAUCUUUCUUAAUGGAGAUGUUGGCUCUGGAAAAGAAGUUUGAAAUCUUAACUUGUGAGUACAGUGACAGUGAAGAUAAGGAGUCUUAUGAUGUCAGCCUUUUGUUGGACGGGUUUGAGACUGGGUGGAUGAUGCAAAAUGAUUGUCCUAAAAAGGUUAUAAAGUAUGUGAAGUUACUCAAAAAUGAAGCAGAAUAUGCAACAUAUGCUCUGAGCCCAAAAAUGGCAGAUGCACCUGAUGUAUUUGUCUGCAAGAUACACAUUAAGCAGAAAGUAUCUGAGGAUCAGGAAGAGGACAUCAAAUUGCUGACAUCCACUGAGUUUGACAUCCACUGGAAGUUACCAGUUGCCCCCCAUAUGGACUUGAACAAUCUUGGUAGUUAUUCUGGUGGUCCAACAUGCCUAAGAUCUGCUCCACAAAGGAGUUCACACCCAUUGCCAGGACGUGAAGUGCAGAGACAUGGUGGCAACCACUUUCAGUUGAGACCAAACCAGCAGUAUUACCAGCAAGACCCAUACCUACAGAAUCAACCUAGGAUUCAAUCUGACAAUGGCAGCCAGCAGGAUGACUUCCAAUCUCAAACAGCAAGGGAAAUGGUUGUACCAGGACAAUACCAACAAAACCAACCAUCAUUACAACCUAACUUACGCAACCAAUGGUUGCAACAAGGCAAUUUCCAAUCUCAGACACUGCCUGGUGAGUCAACAGGACCAAAUAUAUCCUAUCAUCAACAAGGAGAAUCCCAGCAUAGCAGACUACCUCAGGAGCCAGUCACUGACCACCACCUGGAGGAACAAGGUGGUGACCACUUUCAAACAAGGAGGAAAUCAGGCCAUGACUUCCCAUCUUUACCCCCACAACAGGACCCUGUGGCUGCUGAGGAUCAAGACCAGGGUGUAACUGAUCCUCAGACCAUCAAAACAAUGGGAAACCAAGCUCUUAACCAGGCCCAUGGGGAUAAUCAGUUAGAAAGAUUACCUACAUCAGUGCCACAUGAAAUUGCUGGGGUUCUAGGACAGAUCCCCUCUAAUACAGACAACAAGCAAUUUACUCUUUUGUAUCAAGUUAACCACAAUUAUUUCUCAGAAAAGGCAUCAGUGACACACAUGAAAGAGAACGAUGUGACAACAUCUUUUCAUAAACAUAUCCCUCCACGUGUGAAAAAACGACUGAAUGAGACACUUUGUCAAAGUGAUGUAUGGGACCAAGUGAAAAAGAUGUAUGGAAUUCCAGAUGAAACCCCAUGUCCUCACGAUGUUGUGGCUUCUCUGUUGUCUCAUGUUGAGGGUUCUAUCGCAUCUUUCAUCAGUGUGUUGUUAAAGUUAAAGGAACGCCACAGAGAAGGACAGAAAGAAAUUCCACAAAAUUUGAUUGAUGAAGUCAAGGAUGGACUUCAGAGUGAAAUGGAGUAUAAGAAACUUAGACAGAAUAAGAUCCGCUUUGCUGAGGAACUUUAUAUUGAUAUUGGAAGAAUUCUAGAUUACUUCAAUCAGGAUGACAUGGUACGAGAUGAGGAGAUUACAGUGCUUAAAAACACUGCCAAGGAAAAUCCACGAGAUGCUUGUAGAAAGUUGUUUGAAAGACUAAUCGCAAGCAGUCCUGAAAAACAACCCAUCAAAUGCUUGAAAGAUGCCCUCAGACAAUGCCAAUAUUGGCAUCUGGGAGAUGAACUAGAAGUUAGCAAACAGGAUGUAGAGGAUGAAUUACAGAAACAUGAAGUUGGAGGUGAUCGGCCUUCUUGUGAAGAGCCUUUGGCGAUAGGAAUUUAAGCUCCACAACACCUGUUACAGGUGAAAACCCUAUUGGAGCACAUAAAACCUACAUGUGUACAGUAUUUGACAAUCCUGUAUAUGCUAUGGUAACUUGUGUUAUUAUACCCAUCUAUUUAAACUAGCUUAUAAAUUACUCCUUUAGUUCAUUUCCACAAACAAAAAUGGAUAUUUGUAAAAAGCACUGUAUAUAUGUUAAAAAGCAUCCAUAUGUAUUUUAUGUAAAUAUAUUCUUCUGAUAAUUUCAUUACCAUGUAAUUGAUGUAAAUAUAUCCCUUAAAGAUGGCAACACCACAAAUACAUGUGGUAGAUGUUUCAAUAUGUAUACAAGGUAUUAUACUCUCAGUUUUGUCCCACACAGAGUAUAGUUUGAUAAUUUAACACACGUAUACAUGUAAGUCUAUUUAUUAUAUUGAUAUCAAUAGUUUGAUAAUUUAACAUGUGUAUGCAUAUAAGUCCAUUUAUUAUUUUGAUAUUAUUCAAGGUGGAUGUUUUUAUGUGUAGUAUUGUAUUAAAUUAUAUUUACAAGAGACUGUAUAUAUGUAGAA
Messenger RNA from Lingula anatina, 2564 nucleotides. RefSeq lists its product as uncharacterized. NCBI's taxonomy places the organism in Eukaryota, Metazoa, Brachiopoda, Lingulata, Lingulida, Lingulidae. The record is from RefSeq and is a predicted model, not a curated record.